GCACGACGUCGCAGAAGAAGCUCAAAGGUUCUCUUUGUUGCGGUUUUUGCAGGCACCGCGCUCAAGGGCGCCUCGAGAGAGAGUGUGAGAGGACAAUGAAGAAGCGUGGCAGAACCGAAGCUGUCGCCGCUGAUGCCGAUGCCAAUGCCUAUGCCGUCAUCAAGCCGAACAUGGAGUCUCUCCUGGAGGAAGUGAUGGGUGAGAAGCCGGAGGAGCCCGAGGACGAUCCAACAACAGACGCCGUGGAGGAGCCCAGCGCAUCGAAGAUCAUCGUCGCCGGAGCAGGAAUUGAGCAGCGGGAGGAGAGGAAACCGGCGUGGGAGGAUGAGCAUGAUGCUGCCGUGGUGGUGGACCUCAAAGCCGCGAGUCGGCUGAAGAAGCUGCGGACUACCGCGGACGAAUUGGUGAUUCCUGCUUCGGAGUAUGCUGCCCGGUUGCGUGCUCACCAUGCGAAGCUGAACCCGAGUACCGCGUGGGCUGAGCUUCCUUGGCAGAGGAAGAAGCGGCGGCAGGAGGGCGGGGAUGAUUUUGGACUGGGAUUGGGUGCGGAGGAGGACGAGGAGGAGGAGGAGUAUGAGGGUGAGGAGGAGGAGAACCAGCGGGGUUUGUUGCUUGAGCACAGCGACUUGGUAGUGAAGAACAAGGGUCGGCUUCCUCAGGGUCUAAUUGAAGUGUCUCGUGUGAAGGAUGCCAAUAUUGUGGAGCCUUCGGAUGCGGUUGUGCAAUCGGUUGAUUUUCAUAGCAAUGGGCAGCUGCUGCUGACAGCUGGAUUUGAUAAGAAAUUGAGAUUUUUUCAGAUUGAUGGCAAGAGGAACCCUAAGGUUCAAGGUAUAUUCUUGGAAGAUUUUCCAAUUCAUAAAGCCGCCUUUGUACCUGAUGGGUCUGGAGUGGUAGCGGCAGGAAGACGAAACUUCUUUUUUGUGUAUGAUCUACAAGCUGGGAAGGUAGAGAGAGUGAAUUGUAUGGUUGGCCGUGAAGAAAAGAGUUUAGAGAGAUUCGAGGUAUCUCCAGAUGGCAAGAUUGUUGCCUUUACCGGUAAUGAAGGCUAUAUUAUAUUGGCGUCCCUGCGUUCUAGGCAAUGUAUCGGCACUUUGAAGAUGAAUGGUAGUACUAGCCAUCUCUCAUUUGCAGCAGAUGGGAAAGAAUUACUCAGUAUUGGAGGCGACGGUGAGGUUUAUCACUGGGAUUUGAGGACUCGGAGAUGCAUCCACAAGGCACCAGAUGAAGGGUGUGUUAAAAAUACGGCGUUGCAGGUGUCGCCUGAUAGUAAAAUUUUUGCAACGGGAUCAAGUGCCGGUGUUGUCAACUUGUACAAUAGAGAGAGUUUUCUUGGCGGCGUCCGGAAGCCAUUGAAGGCAUUUAUGAAUUUGACAACGUCUGUGGAUAACUUGAGAUUCAGUCCUGACUCACAGAUCCUGGCCAUCAGUUCUCGUAUGAAGAAAGAUUCAGUACGCCUGAUUCAUGUUCCAUCCCAGACGGUGUUUUCGAAUUGGCCCACCCUAAAGACACCGCUGCAGUAUGUUCAUUCCAUGGCCUUCAGUCCAGGAGGAGGUUACUUCGCAACUGGAAAUGGGGCUGGUAAGGCACUGCUAUUCAGGCUUCGCCACUAUGAUCAUGCUUAGUCUCGCUCAGAAGGUAGUAGUCAAGAGGCAGCGUUUGCAGUGCAUUUUAGAACCAGCAAUUAUUGACAGAGCCACAACUUUUAUCAACCGAGACCUGGUAAGUAGAGUGAGUUGGGAGUGUAUCGGUAUCAGUACACCCUCUGGUUGUUGUGGCUCUUGAUCAGGGGAUCGUUCUGGGUGUAAAUUCAAAGGAGCCAUUAACGAAACAUUCAUGGAAUUAGAGAACCCAGGUUGAAGAAAUGCUCACCCUGUUGGUUCCACCAAUAGCCUGGACUUCAGUAUCAGGCAAAAACCCUGCGAGGCUAUGAAGAUGAUUCUUAGAGGAUCUAAGUUUAUGGACGGUCGUUUAAUAUGUUUUUGACUAAGGGAGCUGUGAAACAGUUGUAAUGAAAUCAGGCAAAUGAGCAUUCGUUUCCUACGAAUCUCAACCGUUUGUGUCCUGUUA
Molecule: messenger RNA, 2067 nt
Organism: Physcomitrium patens
Lineage: Eukaryota; Viridiplantae; Streptophyta; Bryopsida; Funariales; Funariaceae
Product: U3 small nucleolar RNA-associated protein 18 homolog
Biological process (GO): rRNA processing
Cellular component (GO): small-subunit processome; Pwp2p-containing subcomplex of 90S preribosome
Molecular function (GO): protein binding
Source: RefSeq, a predicted model, not a curated record